This is a messenger RNA of Macrosteles quadrilineatus (aster leafhopper), 5291 nucleotides long. RefSeq names its product collagen alpha-1(I) chain-like. Bases 5 to 4726 code for a protein of 1573 amino acids. The transcript is spliced from 34 exons. The record is from RefSeq and is a predicted model, not a curated record. Gene Ontology annotation, molecular function: extracellular matrix structural constituent; protein binding. Lineage: Eukaryota; Metazoa; Arthropoda; Insecta; Hemiptera; Cicadellidae.
UGCCAUGGCAGUCAGGACGGCGCUGCUCCUUUUUGUAUUUUUACUUUUAGGAGCUGGUGCGGCAGGCCGAGUGCGUCAGAGGACUAAGAUACGGAGGGUGCAAGCCCAGGACCCAGCUCAGGGGGAAGGAGGCACCCCUCCAAACUACGAAGACUAUGACUACACGCAGGAGUACUACGAUGAAUACGACGAGAAGAAAAACGGAACAACCACGACAACAACCACUACGACAGCCUCCCCUCCGGUUUACAUCCCCAUCCAACAAGUGUUGAUCAAUCCUGAUACUGUGUCAGGGGUGCCUGCAUCAGCCCCUGCCGCCCCAGAAACCUACCAACGAGAGUACAACAGCUGUCAGUUUGAAGGCCGGACAUACAGAGAGGGCGAGACUUGGGCCCCGGACUCCUGUUCUUCUUGUACCUGCCAGAGGGGGAACGUCCACUGUCAGCAACUGCCAUCCUGCCACAAGGAUAAUGGGGACGAGUGUGCUGGUGUGAUCUGUCAGGAGAAACAGUGUGCGACCCAGCAAUACAUCCCAUUGGGCGAAUGCUGUCCAGCUUGUGCAGAUGAUCUAGAAAAACCACAGGAACCAGUGAUGAGACCUGGCACAGGAUAUGUAGAGAGUGAAGGCGAAACAGUUGCUUUACCAGGUCCAAGGGGAGAUGCUGGACCACCAGGGGACAGAGGUCACCCAGGAGCAACAGGAUCUCCCGGAACUCCAGGGAAUCCAGGAAUACCAGGAAACCCUGGACUUCCAGGACCUCUUCCUGAUAUGUCUUCAUACUACAACCAGUUGGCUUUAGUGAACGCUGGCAAUGACAAGGGACCCGGCGGGGUGGAGCCCUACAGUGCCAUCCCUGAUGCAUUCCACUACCUCCAGGCACAAGUAGGACCUGUAGGACCCAGGGGAGCCCCAGGACCAUCUGGUGCAGUAGGACCUCAGGGCUUCCAGGGAGUCAGAGGGGAGCCUGGUGAACAGGGACCUCCAGGAGUUCCAGGACCUCCAGGACCUAGGGGACCUCCAGGUUCACCAGGGAAAGACGGAGACCAAGGAGAAGAUGGGGAGGCUGGGGCUGCAGGACCAUCUGGGCCCCCUGGUCCCCGGGGCCUCCCUGGCAUGCCAGGGCUUCCAGGCAUCAAGGGUCAUCGGGGCUUUCCUGGUCUGGACGGAUCCAAGGGAGAGCAAGGUCCUUCAGGGGAGAAAGGCAUCCAAGGACCAUCUGGUCCAAUGGGAGCCAUAGGUCCUAUGGGUCCGGCGGGGCCGCGGGGGGAGCGGGGGCGUGAAGGACCACCAGGGCCACCCGGACUGCGAGGUAUUGAUGGUGUGGCGGGGACUCCUGGUUCACCAGGAGCUAUUGGUAAACCUGGACCUCCAGGUUUUCCAGGAUCUCCAGGAGCCAAAGGAGACCAAGGAGCUCAAGGACCCAAGGGUAGUCAAGGACUUCAAGGACCUAGAGGAGAGUCAGGACGUCCUGGAUUAGCAGGAGAAGUGGGUCUGCCAGGUCCCCCUGGCAAGGAUGGGUCUCCAGGAGAGAAAGGUAGCCCAGGCACCAAUGGGAUUGCAGGGCCUCCAGGAUUCCCAGGAGCGAGGGGUCCCCCAGGUCUCCAAGGCAGUGUGGGACCACAAGGUCCCAAAGGACUUCCUGGAGCGGCAGGAGAGAGAGGUUACAAGGGAGAGCCGGGGGUGAAAGGGGAGUUGGGAGCUGUGGGCCCCAGGGGAUUGGCUGGGCUUCAAGGGCCAGAGGGCAAGAGAGGGAAAAGGGGGCCACAGGGCCCCACUGGUCCGAUGGGCCCUGCAGGAGAACGAGGGGCACCUGGGCCUAGGGGCCUACCUGGAGCUGACGGCGCAGCUGGACCUAAAGGACAGACUGGAGACAAGGGACCCGUGGGACCUCAGGGUUUGAAGGGGUCAGUUGGGGAGACUGGUCGACCAGGUCCCCCUGGGUUACAGGGUUUGAGAGGACCUAUAGGUCGAACAGGAGCGCCAGGAAAGCCGGGUAAUCCAGGAGAGCGAGGGAUACAAGGAGCAGAUGGGAAGCCAGGAGAUCAGGGACCUCAGGGACUUCAAGGACUUCCUGGACCUCUGGGUCCUCCAGGAGAUAAGGGAAUAACAGGAGAACCAGGAAAGGAUGGUGAGCCAGGACCACCAGGAAUGAAUGGACCCCGUGGAGAUCCAGGAAAAGAAGGACCUCCAGGUAUACAAGGACCUCCGGGACCUGCAGGAUUAGAUGGGGAGAGAGGAGCAGUAGGUCCACCAGGUCCAACCGGUUUCCAAGGCCUGCCUGGUAUAUCCGGCAAUCCAGGAUCGCCCGGCAAGGAUGGAGAGCCGGGAAUCCAAGGGGCCCCGGGACCACCAGGAGCUGCAGGCUCGAGGGGGGAGAGAGGGUUCCCAGGAGAGCGGGGUCCUGUGGGCCCCGUCGGACCGGCCGGGUCUCGUGGGGAAGCUGGUGCACAAGGUAGCGAUGGGCCCCCGGGUCCGCCAGGAGCUAGAGGUGAGAAAGGACAUUCAGGACCCCUUGGUUUGGUGGGUCUACCAGGAAUGAGGGGAAUGCCGGGGCCCUCUGGAGAGAAAGGGGAGAGGGGAGCUCUGGGGCCCGUAGGCCCUGAGGGGCCCGCAGGACGGCAAGGUGAAAGAGGGCCCCAAGGAUCUGUGGGGCCUCAAGGGCCUCCAGGUGAACCGGCAGAGAGAGGGGACACGGGCCCCCCAGGACCCCCUGGAGAGAUCGGUGCCCCGGGAAGUCCAGGAGAGAGGGGACCAAUGGGUCCGCAAGGACUGCAAGGGUUCUCUGGGCCACAAGGUCUUGUAGGACUUCCCGGAGUGAAAGGGGAGAGAGGACUCACCGGUUUGAAGGGAGAGCAAGGCAAUCCAGGACCUGUUGGAAACCCAGGAGAGUCAGGGCCACCUGGUCUGGUUGGUUUGACAGGAGCCAAAGGGGCAAGGGGAGAGCCGGGAUCCCGGGGAGAGCAGGGGAUGAUGGGUCCUCCUGGAAGACCCGGAGAGGCGGGUCAGGCUGGUCAGCCAGGGACUUCAGGUAGUCCAGGACCUUCAGGAGUUCCAGGGAUAAAGGGAGCACCAGGGGACGUUGGUAGACCAGGACAGCCGGGCCCUGCAGGACUACCAGGUCCUCAGGGGCAAGAGGGAGUGAAAGGAGAGCGAGGAGGUGAAGGGCCACAAGGAAACCCAGGGCCAGCUGGUCCUCAGGGCCCCCCAGGAGAUAGGGGCCUCCCUGGACUACCAGGCCCCACUGGCCCUGCUGGGGCCAGAGGACUAAGAGGAGCACCAGGAGAAUCAGGAAUACCUGGAAAACCUGGUUUAGAAGGGUCUCCAGGACCCCAGGGUCUUCCAGGAAAUCCCGGACCACCAGGACCUCUUGGAGAGCAGGGACCAGAAGGGCCACCCGGAAAAAUAGGACCUCCUGGAAUAACUGGCAGACCUGGAGACAAAGGACCCAUAGGAACACCAGGAAAUCCUGGGUCCCCUGGACCUCCAGGACUAACAGGUCCUCCAGGAUCCAGUGGUCCCCCAGGUGCAGCUGGAGAAAGAGGUCCAAGGGGCGAAACAGGUCCUCAAGGAGUUGAGGGACAAGUGGGUCCAAGAGGAAAACCAGGACCACCAGGACCAGAAGGGGUGAAAGGAGAGAGAGGGGAGUUAGGGCCCAAGGGAUCAAAGGGCCACAGAGGGCUUAAUGGUCUUCAAGGACUUCCUGGUCUACAGGGUCCUGUGGGAGAGAAGGGAAUGACAGGAGCUCCGGGAUUGCCGGGUAAAGAUGGGGAGCCUGGUCUCCGGGGGACGCCUGGCAGAGAUGGUAACCCAGGACCUCCAGGCAUCAUGGGCCCUGCUGGUCCCCGAGGUCCCGCGGGAGAGGCUGGUAAGGAUGGUUCUCCGGGAAGUCCAGGACCUCCUGGACCACCGGGACCUGCCGGGGAACCUCUUGGAUAUGACGCUGCUGCGUUGGCUGCGCUCUUGAACCAAGGAUCGAGCAAGGGCCCAGACCCUCUCAGUGGAGACGAGCCUCCUCGCUUGUUUGGCAAUGAUGUUACAGAAGAGGAGAGGCGAGCGCUGGUACUCAAGGCCUACGAACACCUCAAGCAGAGUUUCGAGCGCUUCAAGAAACCCGAUGGAACAAAGUUCGCCCCAGCCAAGACUUGCAGAGAUCUUGCAGUUGCUUAUCCCAACCUGCCUAACGGAGAGUACUGGGUGGACCCGAAUGAAGGAGACAUAAGGGACGCCAUCUUGGUACAAUGCGACAUUGAGAAAAGACUGACAUGCCUACUGCCACAACCAGCGGCCAGUCCCCACAUAACACAUCUUGGGGAUGAGCAGGAGUACUGGCUAUCGGAGCUCGACGCAGGCUUCAAGAUAAACUACAAGGCAGACAGUAACCAAAUUGGUUUCCUGCAACUACUAUCUACCAGUGCAAGUCAAAAUCUGACCUAUCAUUGCCUCAACUCGGUGGCUUAUUUUGAUCUGGAGCACAAGACCUAUAGACGAGGGCUGAAACUGUUGGGCUGGAAUGACGCCGAGAUAAUGCCUAGAGGAAAUGCCAAAUUCCGGUACAACGUAGAUGAUGACGAGUGUCGCUCGAGAAAGCAAGAAUGGAGUCGUACAACCAUCAGCUAUUCCACUGACCGAGCUCUUCGACUGCCUAUCACUGACAUUGCCUUGAGGGACAUCGGCAAAGCCAACCAGAGCUUCUGGAUACAACUUGGCAAAGUCUGCUUCAAGUAGUCUAAACUUGGCAAAGUCUGCUUCAAGUAGUCUAGCAAAGUUAAGCUUAGUCAAACAUUGUGACUUAUCUUUGUAAAGACUGAACAACAUAUUUGUACUUCAUCGGUUAUUAGUUUUAUUUAGCAUCUUAAUUCCUUUUAAUACCUUCACUUGGAAAUUAAGUCUGAACUAAAAGCUACUUAUUAACGCUUCAGUGUUAGUAUGUUUUAAUAAGUAAUGUUAAAUAAUCUCAAUACUCAUAUUAGGCUCAAAUUAAACAUGCUGUUCUUGCAUUAGUAUUUUGUUAAAAUGUUAUUGCUUGAAACAAGGCAUAGAAGACAAUUGUUUAAAAAUUAAGAUCAAAAUAAUUUUUCUCACUACAAUGGUGCACAAUUAGUUAAAAUAACAUAAAUUUGUAUGACAUUUUGGUAGUUAGACGAUAUCAAGCUUAACCUUAGACUGUAGCAAACAAGAAUUUACCUCCUGAUAAUAACUGCCAAAAUACUGCCAUUGUGUUGAACGCAGAUCACUGCCAUAAGUGUAUGUAUAUAAUUUUGUACCAUUGUUAUUAAUUAAAACAUUGAAA